AUGGCAGAUGGCAUUGGUGCCCAACCUGGAUGGACGGCCUCUCGGCGGCUCUGCGCGCUCCUCAGCCAGCGCGGCGGGGCCGGAGCCGAGCAGACCCGCUGGGCCGCGUUGGUAGAUCUUAAAGCUGAGCUCUUCCAAAAACAAGAAGAAUUCAAACAAGAAAAACUUCCGAAAGAUUCUGGAGUUUUGGGAAAACCAAAGACAGCUAAUAAGAAACCAAGUAUCUGGAGUAAGCAGAAUGCAGGGGUUUCAAAUAGAGCUGAGAAGGAUGCGGAGCAGAAGCUUGAGGAGCUGAAGACUUUAGACAAAGCAAGGGAAAAAUUGGAAGAAAAGGCCAAAUUAUAAAAAAUGACUAAAGGUGACUUUCUAAAUGAAGAAGUGGAGGAUAUGUACCUUGUGGACUUCACCCAGAAGAUCAUAGACAAACGCUGAGAGAUGGAGGCACUGGGCACCAGCAGAGAGCCCCAGAAAGCGGGCAACAGGGAUGAAGAUGACGAUGCUCCUGGUGCGGAUGUACCCCCUCCCCAAAACCCCGGCGAAGAGUGGGUGGAUUACGUGGACUCUCUGGGCCGAUCCUGGCGCUGCAAGGAUUUGCCAGACUUGCUGGAGAUGGACAAGAACCUUCAGGGGAGACUUGGUGUUGGAUAUUUUGCCUUUGCCCAAGACAAAGAGCUGAGAAACAAGCAAAUGAAAACCCUGGAGAUGCUGCGGGAGCAGACAACAGAUCAGAGAACAAAAUGAGAAAACAUAAAGGAGAAUUGAAAGGCCAUAUUAGAAGCAAGACUUGCCAAACUUCAACAAAAAAAGAUGAAAACAUCAAAAGAAGAUGGGACAGAAGAAAGCAAAGAUGGGCAUGCUGUUGGACCUUUGCCACCAGAACCUGAGCCUGUGCCGACUCCACCUCCACCCCAGAACAGCAGAGUAGAGGUCAUCACCCAGGAGAGGAGGGAUACCCGGCCUGGGGUGCCUCACAUACGGGAGUGGGAUCGAGGGAAAGAGUUUUCCUUUGGACAGUGGUCCAAGAGGCAGUCAGCUCUCCGGGCUGAGCGAGACCCUGAGUUUGCCCCACCUUCGGAUUACUUCAUGGGUCAGAAAAGAGUGGGGUCUUCAGGAAGCCAGACAUGGAGCAGACCCAGGCCGGUAGCAAGCAGCCCAGGGCAGCAGGCGGGCCAGGGCCAGGAGCCCUGCUCUGUACAUGUGCCAUCAUCACCUGCACCUGGAGGCCAGCCUCAGGCCCCCACAGUCACUUUUGCAACCCUGGAUGAGAUGAUCUCAUACUAUAAGCAAGUGACAUGACCCUGGAGGCAUGCUGACUCCACUUGUACUGUGGGUGCAGUAGGGGACAGUGGGGCUCCGGGGUGAGCGGGCCUU
This is a messenger RNA of Octodon degus (degu), 1371 nucleotides long. RefSeq names its product coiled-coil domain containing 174 (gene Ccdc174). Gene Ontology annotation, cellular component: nucleus. The record is from RefSeq and is a predicted model, not a curated record. Lineage: Eukaryota; Metazoa; Chordata; Mammalia; Rodentia; Octodontidae.